GUGCUUCGUAGUGCUUUGCAGAACCCAAUUACAGCUGUUGCACGUUUGUCUCUACCAGUUUUAAGAAAACAUUUGGCCUAUUUAUCCUCAAAAGCAGCUCAGGCUCAGUCAGACUGGAUGGAGAGCAUCAUAAGAAUCGAGCCUUGCCACAAAUUCUCAAUUGGAUUUGCAUCUGGGCUUUGACUGGACCAUUGUAACAUGGUUUUCUCCCAUUUAGCAUGAGGCUGCAAGCUGCUUCUUGCCCUUUCCUGGCCUGUCAGUGUAAGUGAGCUGUCAUACUAUUUCUGUUUUCACAUGACAAAUUGUGCUUUUACAGAUUUUUAGAACAUGGUUAUGUGACUUUGUCCUGCGUUGAACUUCUAGACAACUUUAUCUCUGUCCUCUUUGCUGUGUCUUGGUCUUCAUGAUGCUGUUUGUUUCCUUUCAGACCUCUGAGUGUUAGGAUCUCGGGAUGUUUUGGGUUUUAUUAUUUAUGUGUGUGUGUUUCUGUUUUUUGAUUAGGUCAGUAGUGUUUCUGUUUCACCCUAGUUCAGUUAACUUUUGUUUCCUUAUAUGCCUGGUUAUUAGCAAUACAUUCAUUUUCCUAGUUACCCAGUUUGUGUGCUCUCCCUCACCCCAUGUGUCAUUUUCUCUCUCUUUCUCUCCUCACACUUGCAACCCGUUUCUAAUUAGCUAUCUGUUCCUUGUUCAGUAACCAAAUAUACAACUCAUUCUCAGUCACCCCUUGCUGGCUCCUCAUAUCAAAUCCCAUUGUUUUCCCUCUUAUCUCCCCGUCAUUUCCCCUAAGCUUCCCUGUUGUCUUCGGUUUCUGGAUUCCUGUUUUUUUGCUCUGACUCGGCUCCCUCUUUCCCCCGUGAUUUUUGUACGUUUUGUUCAUCAUUUCCCCGUCUUUCAUCAUCAAUUCCCCGUUUCUGCCGCUCCUGCAUCUGGGUCCUACUUCAAGCAACACGCCAUGACACUGAGGUUUUCACAGGUCAGCUGAAUUUAUCAUAGAUUACAAACUGAUGGACUCUGUAUUAUUUUUUUUUUCUAUCGCCGUAAACGGUGCUAAGAAAAAAAACGCAAAAAUAUUUCCGAUUUUUAGUUGUCUAAACAUUCUUUGUUUUUAUAAGGAAUUAAGUUAACAACAGAAAACACAAAGAAUCUUUUUUUUUUUGGUUAGUGAUUGAGAGGUUGUGGCCAACAGGGUGUUGGGUAGUCACCUCUCCAUGCAUUCUUCAGAGGCCCUGAGACAGGUGAUCCUGCUGCGGGACACUGAGCUCCGUAUACCAUCACGUUUGUGUCAUAACCACAAGUCCCUGUGUGUGUCACGGUCAUAGAUUUAGAAAAGCGGUGUGUGUUGAGGAUGAGGUACAGACUGUCGGUGUCGCUGUGUCCCUCAGCACCUGUUUCUACUGUUUCAAGCGGCUGUAGCCAUGGAUCCAGCCCCCUUCUAACAAUAAACACGAGUGACAUUUAGAUUUCAGGGGAAAACAACCCCACCGUUUGACAACUUGAGCACAUGGUCGUCUGAAACGCUUUAAGGUGCAUCUCAGUAAGUUGCAUCAUAAUCGGCAUCAUCAAAAAGUUGAUUUUUCGUAGUUCAAUUCAUAAAGUUAAUUCAUGUAUCUUUAUAUUACUUCUAAUGACUGUAGUUUACAGCCAAUGAAAACAAAUAAUUCAGCUCUCUCAUAAAGUGAAUUUUAAAAAACAUUAUUUAAUACAAAAGAGUAAUUUGAUGGCGCUCACCAUCAUGGAGAAAGUUGCAGUUGUCCAGCAGACAGUCACUGACACCCUCCACAUGGAGGAUAAGCAACAAACAGCAUUGCUAACGGAGCUGACCAAUCACAAAAUGCUGUAUUAAAAAAGUUUAGUGGGAAGAAAAAGUGUAGUAGAAAAAACCCCCACGAGGAGCAGGGGUGACAAUAGCUUUGAGAAGACCGUCAAACAAGGCUUAUUCAGCUGGACUCGGUCAUUUAUAGAGCCAAACAUCUCGUCACGGGCUACAAACGUAGCAUUCCUCGAGUGAAGCCGUGUCUUAAUCAGAAACAAAGACAGAAGCAUCUAACCUGGGAUAAGGAGAGAAAGAACUGGGCUGCUGCCUACCGGUCCAAAGUCCAAGCUGUGCAGCUCUCCAUCCCGACGCGCCGACUUCAUCUCCACCUCUUCAGUUUCUCCCCACACAGCAGAGUCACCAAAUAGAGACCAGCUUCUCCCACCAGGCUUCAGACAUCUUUUUCUGAACCUCUCUUUGGAGUUGUGUUUUUUUUUUCUUUCUUUCUUUCUCAGAUGCAGUUUCUUGUCAUCACCCUGAUGUGUCUGACUCCUGCGCGCUCCACCCCGCCUGCCGGAGCGGAGGAGCGCUGGACCGGAGGGGCGCACCAGGAGGAGAGCUGAUGUGGCGCGGCAACGACAGAAACAACAGCUAAGAGUAAACUCAAUUACAGCAGCCUUUAUUCACGGAAAUGACUUUAGACGACGCGGAGCAAGUGCACUGCUGUCACGCUCGCUCGUUGCGUUGAACGAAAGCUGUACGCGUUGCUUGACUCGACUGUUUGCGCGCUGCUUUCAAAGUGAUGCCAGGUCGUUUUUGCAGUGUUAUUGGAGUUGAUGCAUGUGUGAUCACCUCUCUGCACCCCGCUGAGCUGACUCUUACACCUGACUCUGAGCAAUGGUCACUGAGGGUCACGUUUCAGCGCGACGCACUAAUCAAUCUAUUGCGCUUUCUGGCUUUUACGACCGUGUCUUGAUUUACAGAUAACUUUUGAAGCUUGACCCGAGCUGCCGAGACCGCAAAAAAAAGCAAACCAGAAGGUAUGGUUUCAGCCUGCACGGCGAGGCUUGUGGGACUUUACAAGUUGUAGUCCACUUUGAGGCAAAGAUCCAGAGCAUGAGCCAGUGAGAGGUGACAGGAGAAACAGUCGUGACAGAAAAAAAAGAAGAAAAAAUGCUCGGAAGUCCAUCCAACAACGGCGGCCUCAGAAUGCUCGCUCCCCCGGCGCCGAACGACGACAGGCGGGUAGAGUUCGUGGCGCUCACCGCCGUCCAGACCGAGCGGAGCGAGCCGUCCACCCCGGAGCGCGGACACCCGUCUCACCGCACGGGGCUCCUGGGCACCCCGCUGCCCGGACCGCCCGGACCCCGAGCCAACGCAUCCGCUUCAAGUAAGCGCUUCAGAAAGUUGCAAAACUACCUUUACAACGUGCUGGAGAGACCGAGAGGAUGGGCAUUCAUCUAUCAUGCGUUCAUUUUCCUGCUGGUGUUCAGCUGCUUGGUGUUGUCCGUGUUUUCGACCAUUCCUGAGUACCAAAAGAUGGCCAACCAAGGCCUCUUCAUCCUGGAGUUUGUGAUGAUCGUGGUGUUUGGCUUGGAGUACUUCAUCAGGAUCUGGGCAGCUGGCUGCUGCUGCAGAUACCGGGGAUGGCAGGGACGCCUGAGAUUUGCCAGGAAGCCCUUCUGUGUCAUAGAUUUCAUCGUGUUUAUCGCAUCGCUGGCGGUGAUCGCCGCGGGGACGCAGGGCAACAUCUUCGCCACGUCAGCCCUGCGCAGCAUGCGCUUCCUGCAGAUCCUGCGCAUGGUUCGCAUGGACCGACGGGGAGGCACCUGGAAACUACUUGGCUCCGUGGUUUAUGCUCACAGCAAGGAGCUGAUUACAGCCUGGUACAUCGGUUUCCUGGUGCUCAUCUUCGCCUCCUUCCUCGUCUACCUGGCUGAGAAAGACAUCAACUCAGAUUUUGGCACCUAUGCAGACUCCCUCUGGUGGGGGACUAUAACUUUAACCACCAUUGGGUACGGAGACAAGACGCCUCGUACGUGGCAGGGACGACUUCUGGCAGCUGGCUUUGCUCUCCUGGGCGUCUCCUUUUUCGCCCUGCCUGCUGGAAUCUUGGGUUCAGGCUUUGCCUUGAAGGUUCAAGAGCAGCACCGGCAGAAGCACUUUGAGAAGAGGAGGAUGCCUGCUGCAAAUCUCAUCCAGGCUGCAUGGCGUCUCUAUUCUACAGAUGCCAAACACUCGUAUCUAACAGCAACAUGGUAUUUCUACGACAGCAUGUUGCCUUCGUUCAGAGAACUGACGCUACUGUUCAGUCACCUCCAGCGACAACGUAACACCAAGAAGGUUCUGCAGAACUCCUACAACACGCUGCUGUCUGGGCUCCGGCCCUACAGCUCCCCCUAUCUGUCGAGGGACAGCAGUAAAAUGGGCUUCCGGGAUCGGAUCCGGAUGAACAACUCCCGUUCAUCCCAAACCAUCAGGAGCAAGGCUUCACCACUGCCACCCGGCUCCGGCGUCCGGCGCUCCCCGAGCCAGGAGAAUGUCCCCGAAGCCACCAGCCCCGGAAAGGUCCAAAAGAGCUGGAGCUUCAAUGACCGCACGCGCUUCCGCACCUCCCUACGCCUAAAGCCGCGCCCACCUGUUGAUGUGGAGGGGGUUGGAGAGGAAAGCGUGGAAGACAAGUCGUAUUGCGAUGUGGCCAUGGAGGAGGUGAUUCCAGCUGUGAAGACGCUUAUACGAGCUGUAAGGAUUCUGAAGUUUCUAGUGGCGAAGAGGAAGUUCAAGGAGAUGCUGCGUCCAUAUGACGUGAAGGACGUCAUAGAGCAGUACUCUGCAGGACACCUGGACAUGCUGGGCCGCAUCAAGAGCUUGCAGAUGAGGGUGGAUCAGAUAAUUGGGCGGGGAGGUGUUCAGUCUGAUAAAAAAGUGCGACCCGAAAAAGGAGAGAAGACGCCUCCAGAACUGGACCCACUGGACGAGCUCAGCAUGAUGGGCCGUGUGGUCAAAGUGGAGAAACAGGUACAGUCUAUAGAAAACAAGUUGGACCUCAUGCUCAACUUCUACUCCCAGUGCUUGAAGAAAGGCUCCUCUCACGUCACGCUGUCCUCCCUCCUGGACCCCGACCUGACGUCUGACUACCACAGCCCCACGGACCAAAGAGACCUUUUCCCAUCCGCUAACACACUGAACAUCUCCCAGUCUGACAGCGGGAACUUGGAAUGACAAUGGGACACAGACCCUAACCCUAAACAGUAUGUCCUCCUUAGGCUGAGUCCUCUCAUACCAAACUUCCCCUUUAAUUCAGAUCCAUUAUGAUUGCCCGUCCCAUCUCAAGCCUCCGUCCUCAGCCCUUUAUCCUGGAAUGAAUGUUUCUGGAGCUGGUCAGACAUUGGCCACUAGGUGGCUCCAGCUGACGAGGAGCCUCAGCCAAAGCUGCUCACCGCACACGCCUCUCAACUCACUGGAUGAGGAAAGUACUUGACUACUGAAGCAGUCUCACCCACUCACGUCAUGCUGUAUAUCUAAACCUACUUUAAAACAUUAAUUGUAGACAGACUGUGGAAGGAAGUUUUGCAGAUAUCUGGAGGAAUCGUCUCUUUCCUCUUUUAUUGUCCGGUUUUAUUUUCCCUUGGGCGCUUCAGUCGACUGAAAGUUCCUUUCCGACAUUAGGGUGACGACACAGUUUUUCAUGCUGUGAUGAAUGUAGCUGUUCCUUUGUUCAAGAGAAACUGCAAUGCAAGAACAAGAGCCAUCGACACCUGAAGGAAAAACACAGUUUGACCUGGAUCAGCUGCACCGGCACAUGGUCCCACCCAGCGAGGGAAGUUCUGUUUUCCAGAUCCGACGUUAAUCACCCAAACGUUUCACAUGAGAACAGAGUGAAAAUAAUGAGCUGGAUUGACUGUGGAUUUGGACUGUACCUUAGUGUAAAUUGUUGUUUGUUUUUACCUGUAUUUCCUCUUUAGGAAGUCUGGUCUCCGACAAGCCCAACAGCAAAAACAAAAAGGAAAAAAAAAGACACACAUAUUGUUUCCAGCUCAGCUGGCAUUGUAUUGAGGAUUAAGUAGGAUUUAAUAGAGCCGUGGUGGUCCGUUGUAAUUCUCAAAUCUCUUUUGCAAUUUUUCCAGACUACUGUGCGAACUACGACCGUUUUAGUGACGUACAUUUUUACUUUUAAAACAAAACCUCCAGAAGUCUCUGUCUUGCAGCCCAAAAUCCUGCCAUAUUUAUUCGUCAGGUUUGCUUUUAAAAGGAUAGUCCAGAAUUGAGGAGAAGUUUUGUGAAAACAUAAUGAAAGGUUCAUAUAUCUGUCGGAUCCCGGUUCUCUUGGUGUCUUUGUUUUGUUUAAAUCCAGAUCUUUGGACCCAGGGGAUAAAUGUCUAAUUUAGUGAAUUUAUAUACUAAAUGGCAAAAUUGAUAUCUGUUGUAUAUUUAAGGACAACAAAAUAAUUUGCUUUCUUAGAUAAUGUUAAAUAAUUUCUGGCUUAUUAUUUUAAUUUUAGUCCAAACAACUAUAAAGACUACAAACAUAAUCAUAUUUUUCAAUAAAUUCAGGGUUGAACAUCGCCAACAACCAACAUUUAAAGUCAUGACUAAUCAUACAUGUAUUUAAAGCUUCUUUGGUUUAAAUUUGUUAAAUUAAAUAAUCGACUUUAAUUAAACUUUUGAUGUCAGUUUUAUUUAUUGGAAAUCAUGACAGGCUCUGCCUGGCAUUCAUCUAAAGUUUUCAAGCAAAACAAGCUGGCAAUGUCACAUUCUUGUCAGGUGAAGACUCCAGCAACACUUGAACUACUAGGAAACAACUUUAUUUGGAAGCCAACACAUUUCAGCUUGUGGCCUUCAUCAGGGUCACGUUCCUUCCAUGUUUUGGAAUUUUUUUCCAAGAGUUAUUUUUGACUGGAUCUAAAGACCAGCAAAGAUACUUUGAAGUGACUUGAAGAAAAACUCUCUUUGAGUCAGAAGUCACAAAUCUAGCGAGGCGUUUGUGUGCUGCAACUCCAAACUGCUCUGAUGUGUUAAAAGUUGGAGCCUUUAAAAUGCUAGAAGACAAUUUUAGUUUCAACCCCCUUUCAAAAUAGCAUUAGCUUCAGUCUCUGGGUCCUGCAAGUGAGUAUUUACCCUAAACGAAGACGGCAAGAGAAUGAGUUAUCUCCUUUAAGUAAGAUAUUAACUCAUUGUUAAUUGCUACAGAACUUCAAUUAAAAUAAUUCUGACAGAUUAGAUCCUCAAUAUGAAUUUAGACGGACUAUGCUGAAAGCAGUUUUCUGCACUGCUUUUCAUCACUCACAUCUGACCUCAAGUCAGGUAACACCUCACAACCUCUGUGUCACAAGGGCAGUUUUUACUCUUGUUCCUGUAUCAGAUGUCACAUACACUUAAAGACAGCACAAGCACAGUUUUGAACAAUGAAUGAUGCUCAAGAAAUCCAGGUCUAUUGCAUGAAUUUCAGAUUAUCAUUAGUGCACGUUCCAUUAAAACGCUUCAGAAUAAAAGGGUGUGCAGUUGAUCAUUAAAAUGUUACAUGCAGACAAACACGAACAACAAAAGCAAUUCCAUUACUGGCACUUCAUAAACGGAACGCCAUUUUGUUGUUUAAUUUAGCCUCUGGCUAUUCCCAUAUGUUUAAUUUUACAAAACAUGUUAAAAAAAAUAUGUAAUUUUUUUUUCUUUUUUUAAGUUUUGUGGUUGCUGACGUAAAUUUAAGAUUUGUGUUAUUUUUUUUUUACAUAAAUGCAGCAAUUUUGACAGAACUGUACGACCCCACAGCUGAUCUGGCCCACAGACUUGUUGAUCUUGAACAUAGAUGUCAUGUUUAGUGUAUGCUCAUAUUUCCUUUCUGCAACAGCUAAAAAAAAAAAAAAUCCCUUAAUUAUUUUUUGAGAAAUUCUUCCAUCCCCAGUCACGUCCAGCUGACUCAGGUGCUCCACUUUUCCAUUUAAGUGCGACUUUUAAACAGUGAAUGUACUUCAUUGCUCGGCCUGUUCAGAUCUAUCUCUGCUCCAAUGGUUCUUGACGCUAGAAGUCGCUUUAGGCACCAUCCAAGUUUUCUGGUUAUUUCCAUGGAAAAUACUUGGAUAGUUUUAUUUCUAGGGAUUGAAUUACUGCAGAGAUCCCUGUUUAUUAGAGGCAAUGUUACCAUGAAUGACGCUGUUAUUCAUGAUAAUUAAUGGGAGAUCACUUUGUUGCAUGUUGUUCCUAAUGUGGCCCGCGUAUUAGUAAAAAAAAACACACACACAAAUGUGUUCCAGGAAGAAGAUAAAAGCAAAUAACCUGUGCCUUGUUUCUCCUUAUUCCGUGAAAGGUGUGGUGCGCCUUUCUAUCUCCUACUUAAAACAAUAAAAAAUAAAAAAAUUAAAAAAAAAAAACGCUUGGAAGAAGUUUAUUUCAUAGAAAUUACACAAAAGAAUGCUUUUUUACUUUUUUUGCGUAACAUUUAACGAAAGAAAAACUUAGUUGUAAAAAUGUAAUCUUUUACAACUACUGCAAUUUUCUGAGAAUAUUACUGUAUCGUCGGCAUAUCAUCGUACCUCCAUAGAAACCCAUACAGUAUCUUAACACCCUUUAGAUGUGGAAGCUGGAGGCAUGGACAUUUUGUGUCAACACAGGAAUCUCUGCAGGCAUGUGUGCUGUCACAAGCAUGUCACUUUAGAUAAGAUUGGCUUCCACACAACUACCUCUGAGGCCGCUACGGGGCGCUAGUUUAGAAACCUGAUUAGGAGAAACACUUAGUGACUGUCCAACUGACUGAAUGCUAUGCAUGAACCAAUCUGCACGUUCUCUUAUCUGUUAGUGACGUCCUACCAUCCGUCCAUCUUUUCACUGACUUGCUGCCAUUUGACAUUCCACCUCAUUACUCUUUUAGCUGCUUUCCUACUGUAGGUUUUGGAGCUGCUUUUAGAAUAAAGCACGAACUGAACGAGCAAUAAGCAAAACGCUAACUCAACACGAAGUCUUCCAAGUCCAAAUGGUGGGGCAGUUGACUGAAUAAAAUGCAGCGUUGGUUUGUUUUCUAAUCUAACCUAUAUUUGAUCUUUUAAAGAGGUACAAAAAAUGUGUUUCUGCUGAGAAGAAAUUUUUAGAAAACUAACUUAUUAAUUUAUUUGUUUCAAUAAAGCUCUUUGGACUGUU
Messenger RNA from Poecilia reticulata (guppy), 8881 nucleotides. NCBI's taxonomy places the organism in Eukaryota, Metazoa, Chordata, Actinopteri, Cyprinodontiformes, Poeciliidae. The record is from RefSeq and is a predicted model, not a curated record.